AUGCUUUCGCUUAGAAGAAAAGCAGGAGGCCACCAUCACACGAGAAAGAAGCUUACAUCGAGCUCUCGAUCCGCAGAUGACAUAUCUACCACUUCGGCGCAUGAUGGGGGUGGUAUAGUGACAGCGGACGGUACUAGGGUGACCAAUGGUAGCGGAAGUGAUGUGAAGAACUAUGUUGAUAAUGAGGCAUCGAUUGCGAUUGUUGAUAGCAAUUUUUCCACGUUUAACCUAAUCUUUGACAAAUUGAGAAGUCCCAUACCACAGGAAAGAAUAGCGGCAUCAUACGAAUUAAAGACAUCUUUAAUAUCUCUCGUAAGAGAAGUUUCUGUGGAACAAUUUCAAAGGUUUAGUAACAAGAUUAAUAACAAGAUUUUUGAAUUGAUACACGGUUCAGAUCCCGAUGAGAAGAUUGGUGGGAUAUUAGCAGUUGAUACGUUAAUAGGAUUUUACGCGCAUACGGAGGAAUUACCCAAUCAAACUUCUAGAUUGGCUAACUAUUUAAGGGUUCUUAUCCCAUCCAAUGAUAUCGAAGUAAUGAGAUUGGCUGCCAAUACGUUGGGGAAAUUAGCAGUACCGGGCGGUACUUUAACUUCAGACUUUGUAGAAUUUGAAGUCAAGACUUGCAUUGAAUGGUUAACUACAUCACCAGAAAAUUCGUCUUCAAGUUCAAAGCAGGAAUAUAGAAAGCAUGCAUCUUUACUUAUAAUCACAGCAUUGGCUAAUAAUUCGCCGUAUCUACUUUAUCCCUAUGUGAAUUCAGUAUUAGAUAACAUCUGGAGAGCUCUAAGGGACACCAAAUUAGUCAUUGGGAUGGAUGCCGCCGUAACUUUGGGUAAAUGCCUUUCGAUUAUCCAAGAUAGAGAUGCACCUUUAACCAAACAGUGGGUACAAAGACUUUUCAAAGGUUGUGUUUAUGGUUUAACUCUGAAUACAAAUGAAUCCAUCCAUGCUACUUUACUUGUUUACAGAGAGUUACUCACUUUGAAAGGAUUUUACCUGGAUGGCAAGUACGACGAAAUAUACCAAUCCACAAUGACCUAUAAAGAUCACAAAUACGAUGUCAUUCGUAAAGAAGUUUAUGCCAUUUUACCAUUGCUGGCGUCAUUUGAUCCUCAAUUAUUUGCUAAUAAAUAUUUGGAUCAAACUAUGGUUCACUAUUUGACCAUUUUAAACAAUAUGAGUACCAGUGCAGCUAAUCACAGCGAUAAAUCCGCCAUCUUGGUUUCUAUUGGUGACAUUGCAUACGAAGUAGGCUCAAAUAUUAUGCCUUAUAUGGAUCCAAUACUGGAUAACAUUAGAGAUGGUUUACAGACUAAAUUCAAAAACAGGAAAAAAUUUGAAAAAGAAUUGUUCUAUUGUAUCGGCAAGCUAGCAUGUGCAGUGGGGGCAGCGCUGUCUAAACAUCUAAACAGGGGUCUGCUUUCUUUAAUGCUUCUAUGCCCAUUAUCUGACUACAUGCAGGAAACUUUACUCAUAAUUAAUGAAAAGAUACCCGCUCUAGAACCCACUAUAAAUUCCAGCUUACUCGAUUUACUCUGUACUUCACUAUCAGGCGAUAAGUUCAAGCAACCAGGAUCACCUAUGUCACUCAAAUCUUUAUCAAUCGAAAGGGCACGUCAAUGGAGAAAUCAAAGCAUAUUACGCAAGACGGGUGAAGUAAAUGACGACACCAAUGAUGCACAAAUUUUGACACAGGCACUAAGAAUGCUUCAUACAAUUAACCACAAGUCUUCCUUAACGGAAUUUGUCAGAUUGGUGGUAAUACUUUACAUUGAACAUGAAAACCCCCAUGUAAGAAAGUUGGCGGCAUUAACUUCAUGUGAUUUGUUUGUUAAGGAUAACAUCUGCAAACAAACAUCUUUACAUGCAUUAAAUUCUGUCUCAGAAGUGCUAAGCAAACUGUUAACAGUAGCUAUCACAGAUCCAAUAGCAGACAUAAGGUUUGAAAUCUUACAACAUUUAGAUUCUAGCUUUGAUCCGCAAUUAGCACAGCCAGACAACAUGAGGCUUCUAUUCAUGGCUUUAAAUGAUGAAAUUUUUGCAAUUGAAAUGGAGGCUAUCCGAAUAAUAGGUAGACUCACGACAGUGAACCCAGCAUACGUGGUUCCAUCACUGAGGAAAACAUUAUUAGAGCUACUGACAGAAUUGAGGUACUCCAACAUGCCGCGGAAAAAAGAAGAAAGUGCAACUUUACUUUGUGCACUCAUCAGCUCUAGUAGAGAGGUAACCAAGCCAUACAUUGAGCCGAUUUUGGACGUUUUGUUACCCAAAUCCAAGGACGGCUCUUCGGCUGUAGCUUCUACUGCUCUCAAAGCUGUUGGUGAACUUUCAGUUGUAGGUGGUGAAGAUAUGAAGCAGUAUUUGAGUGAGUUAAUGCCUCUAAUUAUAAAUACUUUCCAAGAUCAAUCUAAUUCAUUCAAAAGGGAUGCAGCCCUUAAGACCUUAGGUCAAUUGUCUGCAUCUUCUGGUUACGUCAUUGAUCCACUAUUAGACUAUCCAGAACUGUUAGGUGUUUUAAUCAACAUCUUGAAAUCAGAGAGUGCUCAAAAUAUAAGAAGGGAAACCGUACGGCUAAUAGGUAUAUUAGGUGCUCUUGAUCCAUACAAGCAUAGAGAAGUGGAAGUUACCUCAAAUGCAAAGAUUUCUGUUGAACAGAAUGCACCAUCUAUCGAUAUCGCCCUGUUGAUGCAAGGUAUGUCACCAUCUAAUGAGGAGUACUACCCAACUGUUGUAAUUAACACACUGAUGAAGAUACUACGUGAUUCAUCUUUAUCAUCCCAUCACACUGCCGUUAUCCAGGCAAUCAUGCAUAUUUUCCAAACCCUUGGUCUUCGUUGCGUCCAAUUUUUGGGUCAAAUUAUACCAGGUAUCAUAACAGUCAUGCAUUCUUGUCCUCCUUCAUUGCUCGAAUUUUAUUUCCAACAGCUGGGCCUUCUAGUGUCCAUCGUCAAACAACACAUCAGGACUCACGUUGAUGAAAUGUACGAAGUGAUUGAGGAAUUUUUCCCCAUAACCAAAUUGCAAAUUACUAUCAUAUCAGUCAUCGAAUCUAUUUCUAAAGCAUUGGAAGGUGAAUUCAAAAGAUUUGUCCCCAAUACUUUGACCUUUUUCUUGAAUGUUUUGGAAAAUGAUAAAUCGAAUAAAAAGGCGGUGUCUAUUAGGAUUUUGAAGUCUCUGGUCGUAUUUGAUAGUAAUCUAGAGGACUAUGCACAUCUGAUCAUUCCAACAGUCGUCAGAAUGGCAGAAUAUUCUCCCGGUACUUUGAGAAUGAUGGCGGUUGUUACCUUAGGGAAAUUAGCCAAAAGCAUUAACCUUUCUCAAAUGUCAUCUCGUAUUGUGCAAGCGCUGGUACGCGUCCUGAAUACGGAAGAUAGAGAACUUGUCAGAGCUACCAUGAACACUUUGAGUUUGCUUCUUCUUCAGCUAGGUGCUGAUUUCACAGUGUUCAUACCUAUAAUUAACAAGACAUUAGUGAAAAACCACAUUCAACAUUCAAUUUACGAUCAGCUGGUUAACAAACUAUUAAAUAAUGAAGGUUUGCCAACGAACAUUUUAUCUGAUAGAGAAUUUGAUAACAAUAAGAGAGAACCGACUGAAGCUGAAUCUGCCGCGAAGAAACUACCUGUUAAUCAAUUGGUCUUGAAGAAUACUUGGGAUUGCAGUCAGCAGAGGACGAAAGAAGAUUGGCAAGAAUGGAUUAGAAGACUAUCCAUCCAACUUUUGAAGGAAUCACCUUCACAUGCAUUAAGAGCAUGUUCUGGUCUAGCAGGAAUUUACUACCCAUUAGCCAGAGAAUUGUUUAACGCGUCAUUCGCUAGCUGCUGGACUGAGCUAUAUACACAAUACCAAGAGGAUUUGAUUCAGUCACUUUGCUCAGCUCUUUCUUCGCCUCAAAACCCCCCAGAAAUCCAUCAGACUCUUCUGAACUUGGUGGAAUUCAUGGAGCAUGAUGAUAAACCACUACCUAUUCCCAUUCAAACCUUAGGUAAAUACGCUCAACGAUGUCACGCAUAUGCUAAGGCAUUACAUUACAAAGAAGUUGAAUUUAUCCAGGAACCUUCCACUUCCACUAUUGAGUCAUUAAUAAGCAUCAAUAAUCAGCUUCACCAAACAGAUGCAGCUAUCGGUAUACUAAAGCAUGCACAGAGACACCAUGAUCUGCAACUAAAAGAAACUUGGUAUGAAAAACUACAGAGGUGGGAAGAUGCUCUGACUGCGUAUAAUCAAAGGGAGAAUGCUGGUGAGGAUUCGCUGGAAGUCACCAUGGGUAAAAUGAGAUCCCUACAUGCUCUUGGUGAGUGGGAACAAUUGGCCGACCUAUCAUCUGAAAAAUGGUCCAUCUCUAAGCCUGACGUUCGUAAUGUUAUGGCACCAUUAGCUGCUGGUGCAGCAUGGGGUCUAGGACAGUGGGAUAAAAUCGAACAGUACAUCAGUGUUAUGAAACCACAGUCUCCAAAUAAAGAAUUUUUUGAUGCUGUAUUGAGUUUGCAUAAGAAUAAUUUUGAUGAAGCUGAAAAGCAUAUCUUUAAUGCCCGUGAUCUGUUGGUUACCGAGAUAUCUGCCUUGAUCAAUGAAAGUUACAAUAGAGCGUACAGCGUUGUCGUGAGAUCCCAAAUAAUUGCAGAAUUGGAGGAGAUUAUCAAAUAUAAGCAGUUACCUCUAAAUUCGGAGAAACGUAUUAUGAUCAGGAACACUUGGAAUAAAAGGCUAUUAGGUUGCCAGAAAAAUGUGGAUGUAUGGCAAAGAGUGCUAAGGGUACGUUCCUUGGUGGUUAAACCAAAACAAGACAUGCAAGUGUGGAUCAAAUUUGCCAACUUGUGUAGAAAAUCAGGAAGAAUGGGUUUGGCUCAAAAGGCACUAAACUCUCUUCUAGAAGAAGGUGGAGAUCCUGAGCAUCCUAAUACAGCUAGAGCUCCUCCACCUGUUGUGUAUGCACAACUGAAAUACUUGUGGGCUACAGGUUCGCAGAAGGAGGCACUUCGUCAUUUGAUUGGCUUCACAUCAAGAAUGGCUCAUGAUCUGGGUCUUGACCCCAGCAACAUGAUCGCUCAAAGUGUCCCACAAAAUAGCAUCAUUGCUCCUCAUCAUGUAGAGGAUUACACUAAACUCUUGGCACGCUGUUUCCUGAAACAAGGUGAAUGGAGGAUUUCACUACAAUCAAACUGGAGAAUGGAAAAUCCUGAUGCUAUCCUUGGUUCUUACCUUUUGGCCACUCAUUUCGAUGACAAUUGGUAUAAAGCAUGGCACAAUUGGGCUUUAGCUAACUUUGAAGUGAUUUCGAUGAUAACUUCAGGCUCGAAGGAUAAAUCAAUAAAUGGUCUUCGUCCAUCGACAAACGGUGUUUAUAAAAUUGAAAAUGGCAUGAUGGGAUCCGAUACGUUUACUCCAGAGGGGAACAGUUACCCAAUAGAAUUGAUACAGAGACAUGUUGUUCCAGCAAUCAAGGGAUUUUUCCAUUCGAUCUCUCUAUCUGAAGCUAGUUCUCUCCAGGAUACUUUGAGACUUUUGACUCUAUGGUUCACCUUUGGUGGUAUUCCAGAGGCCGCCCAGGCUAUGCAUGAAGGGUUCAGCAUGAUCAAAAUUGGAUAUUGGUUAGAGGUUUUACCUCAAUUGAUUGCACGUAUCCAUCAACCAGACAAAGUGGUUAGUAGAUCCUUGUUAUCACUUCUUUCAGAUUUCGGUAAAGCGCAUCCUCAAGCGUUGGUUUAUCCAUUGACAGUCGCAAUUAAAUCAGAAUCUGUUUCUAGACAGAAAGCAGCUCUAUCCAUCAUAGAGAAAAUGAGAAUGCACAGUCCAGUUCUGGUUGAUCAAGCUGAACUAGUUAGUCAUGAAUUGAUCCGCGUGGCAGUAUUGUGGCAUGAGUUAUGGUAUGAAGGUUUAGAAGACGCCAGUAGACAGUUCUUCGGUGAACACAACACAGAAAAGAUGUUUGCGACUUUGGAACCUUUGCAUGAGAUGUUGAAACGUGGCCCUGAGACCUUGAGAGAAAUUUCAUUCCAGAAUUUAUUUGGUAGAGAUCUUAACGACGCUUAUGAGUGGGUCUUAAAUUUCAAACGUAAAAAGGAUGUGAGUAAUUUGAAUCAAGCGUGGGACAUAUACUACAAUGUCUUUAGAAGAAUCAGCAGACAGCUACCACAGUUACAAACGUUGGAACUUCAACAUGUUUCACCUAAGUUAUUAAUGGCUCGCGAUUUGGAGCUAGCUGUGCCUGGUACCUAUGCCGCAGGUAAAAAGAUUAUCAGGAUUUCAAGAUUUGAACCCGUAUUCUCAGUUAUAUCUUCGAAGCAAAGGCCUCGUAAAUUUUCUAUCAAAGGCAGCGAUGGUAAGGAUUACCAGUACGUUUUGAAAGGUCACGAAGAUAUUAGACAAGAUAGUUUGGUCAUGCAAUUAUUUGGAUUAGUGAAUACAUUGUUACAAAAUGAUUCUGAAUGUUUCCAAAGACAUUUAGAUAUCCAACAGUACCCUGCUAUUCCACUUUCACCUAAAUCUGGUCUUCUCGGUUGGGUUCCUAACAGUGAUACUUUCCACGUUCUUAUCCGUGAACAUCGUGAAGCUAAAAAGAUACCUCUCAACAUUGAGCACUGGGUUAUGCUGCAAAUGGCUCCUGAUUAUGAUAACUUAACUUUACUACAAAAGGUGGAAGUAUUUACCUAUGCACUUGACAAUACGAGAGGUCAGGAUCUUUACAAAGUCCUAUGGUUAAAGAGUAGAUCCUCCGAAUCCUGGCUAGAACGUAGAACAACAUACACGAGGUCUUUAGCCGUAAUGUCAAUGGUCGGUUACAUAUUAGGUCUUGGUGAUCGUCAUCCAAGCAAUUUGAUGUUGGACAGGAAUACAGGUAAAGUUAUCCACAUCGAUUUUGGUGAUUGUUUCGAAGCCGCCAUUCUAAGAGAGAAAUUCCCUGAAAAAGUUCCAUUCAGACUGACAAGAAUGCUGACCUAUGCUAUGGAAGUUAGUGGAAUUGAAGGUAGUUUCCGUAUUACUUGUGAAAACGUGAUGCGUGUCUUGAGAGCUAAUAACGAAUCUUUGAUGGCUAUCUUGGAAGCUUUUGCAUUCGAUCCUUUGAUUCAUUGGGGGUUCGAUCUACCAACACAGACUAUUAUGGAACGGACUGAUAUCCAAAUGCCUCUAACAAACACAAGUGAACUGUUGAGGAAAGAUGUAAUUACUGUGGAGGAAGCAGCCAAGAUGGAGAUAGAACAGAAAAAUGAAAUCAGAAACGCAAGAGCCAUGCUAGUUCUGAGACGUAUUACCGAUAAACUAACUGGUAACGAUUUCCGUAGGUUCCAAGAGUUGAACGUUCCUGAGCAGGUGGAUAAACUAAUUCAACAAGCAACCUCUGUAGAAAACCUUUGCCAGCAUUACAUCGGAUGGUGUCCAUUCUGGUGA
This is a messenger RNA of Zygosaccharomyces rouxii, 7389 nucleotides long. RefSeq names its product phosphatidylinositol kinase-related protein kinase TOR1 (gene TOR1). The coding region runs from base 1 to 7389 and encodes 2462 amino acids. Gene Ontology annotation, molecular function: protein serine/threonine kinase activity; protein-containing complex binding; protein binding. Gene Ontology annotation, biological process: protein phosphorylation; negative regulation of macroautophagy; TOR signaling. Gene Ontology annotation, cellular component: nucleus; TORC2 complex; TORC1 complex. Lineage: Eukaryota; Fungi; Ascomycota; Saccharomycetes; Saccharomycetales; Saccharomycetaceae. The record is from RefSeq and is a predicted model, not a curated record. The transcript has a single exon.